AUGGCUACAGUACAAGAUGGUGGGUGUGAUGCAAGUUCUUUAGAGCCUGCAGUUUUUGAUGUAUUUCUACUUCCACAUUUCAGGAUAAUAAAAGAAGAUGAUGAAACCAUGGAACACUUGUUUCCUGACCAUUUUGCAAGCCGUGAAAUCAUCACUGAUCCAGCAUCACCUGACUUUUUAGGUAGCUUUGAAGUUGUACCGAUUAAUUAUGGAAAAAACGAAGAAAACCUCUUAAAACUAGGCCAUUCUAUUAUCAAUACAUUACAGAGUUGGUCAGAUCCUGGUUAUGUCAUCUUGGCUUUAUCAAACAUCAAGAAACACUUUCAUUAUGAUGACUUCCAAGAUUUUCUUGUUGCCAAGAAGAUAGACAAAGUUGUGAUGAAAGCAAUGGAAAUUUUACCUGAUGAUAUAGCUGUUCAAGCGAUUGGAUGUCAACUAUUAGAUUUAUUUUUUGAGAAAAAUGAAGAUUUGCAGAUAAGUUUGAUAUCAGCUGAUACUUACAGACAUAUUGUAAGAGUGCUACAUGAAAAUAAGACAGAUCUGAUAUUACAAGUAUCUGCUCUUAAUCUAAUAGAAAAGCUGAUGGGAAAAGAAGAAGUUCUAGACCAAGUGAUGCUGGAUGAAUAUAAUGUAAAUAUUGCAAAUGAAGUAUUUACUAGCCUACACAAACACCAUGACAACCAUGAGAUUAAACGAUCAGCCUAUUGUAUAUUAAAACUUUUAUUAGAGGAAGAAGAUGAUGAUGUCAAAGAAAUUUGUAUAAAAAAAGAAAACUUGCAGACUAUGUUCGACAAUUUUUCAGCCUCACAAGUGGAUUGUUCUGAUAUAUUGCUGAAAAUUUUACAGAUAUUUGGAUGUUUAACUUUGAAGAGAAGACAUGAGGAGAAUGAUCGUAACUAUACUUAUAAGCUAGCUUUUUCCAUAGGGACAAUGUACAUUUAA
Mytilus californianus (California mussel) is the source of this 942-nucleotide messenger RNA. RefSeq lists its product as uncharacterized. Bases 1 to 942 code for a protein of 313 amino acids. The transcript is spliced from 7 exons. The record is from RefSeq and is a predicted model, not a curated record. Lineage: Eukaryota; Metazoa; Mollusca; Bivalvia; Mytilida; Mytilidae.